Messenger RNA from Phycodurus eques (leafy seadragon), 12313 nucleotides. RefSeq names its product periaxin (gene prx). The record is from RefSeq and is a predicted model, not a curated record. Gene Ontology annotation, cellular component: nucleus; costamere; cytoplasm. The coding region runs from base 257 to 10831 and encodes 3524 amino acids. The transcript has 8 exons. NCBI's taxonomy places the organism in Eukaryota, Metazoa, Chordata, Actinopteri, Syngnathiformes, Syngnathidae. Gene Ontology annotation, biological process: regulation of RNA splicing. Gene Ontology annotation, molecular function: protein binding.
UGACAGAGACGACGACGACGGCCAUGUUUGCAGCGCCAGCAGAGAUCAAGCCGUGAAAGAUAAGAAGCGGUCUCCCCCUUCCAGCAGACCCCCCGUUGGCCCACAACGCAACCCUCACCACUGCGCCUCUGCAGAGGAACACGACAGUCCCGAGAGAGCGGAGCAAAAGGAGAAGCUCCAUGCAGAGUUGAAGCAGGUGCUGAGUCAAAAGAGAAGUCAACUGAGAGUGUCCACCUGCCGACUGACCCAACCGGAAAUGGACCGGGAACCUUCUAUCGAGCAGACAGAGCAGAGCACGCUGGAAGCCGCCGAGCCUCCGGUGGAAAUUGUGGUGGAGACGGAGGCGGAGGCUGGAGCUAGCGGCUACAGCGUGACCGGCGGCGGAGAGCGAGGCAUCUUCAUCAAAGACGUCCUCAAAGACUCGCCGGCCGCCAAACAUCUCAGCCUGCAACAAGGUGACCAGCUGCUCAGCGCCAAGGUCUACUUCGACAACGUGCGCUAUGAAGACGCUCUGAAGAUCCUCCAGUGCGCCGAGCCCUACAAAGUAAGCUUCCUGGUCAAGAGGACUGUCCACGGGGAGGAGGUCUGCGUGCGGCCCCGCCUGCCCAGUGUGGACGUCAAAGGCCCCAAGGCCAAGAUGGCCAAAAUGAGCGUGAAGGCCAUCAAGCCGUUCAAGGCGAAGAAGAAGCGAGGCGGUCGCUUCGGUCUGAAGAGGCUAAAAGAGAAGCGGCGCGAGGAGCUGGUGAUCGAGGGAACGCCACCCCGGCUGGAAAUGAGCAAUGUGGACGUGGAAUUUUGCCUCCCCAAGUUCAAACACGGGCGGAGCGGCCACCUGGAGGCAGAAGGGGGCACUGCGGUGAAGGCAAAGAGGAAAAUCAGGUUUCCUCGGAUGAAGACAAAAGGUGAAAAUGGAGGAAAAGAGGAAAGCAGAGGAAUGGAAGCAAAGGUGAAGGUGUCCCCGGCUGAGAUUCCCAGAGCCAAAGUAAAAACCAAAGGAAAAGCCCCCAAGUUUGGAAUCAACUUCCCCAAGAGCAAGGACGCUAAGUCGGGAUCCGUGGAGCUGAAGAAGCCGGACGUAAAUAUCCCAUCGCCAUCUUUGGAGUUCAGUUUCCCUGCUGGGAAAGGCGUGGAUGUGGAGAUGGAGGGAGUAUCGUUGAAUUCCCCGGAUGUGAAGUUUGCCCUCCCCUCUGGAAAAGCACACACGUCUUUACCAGCAGGUAAGGGAAAAGUGGAAAUAAAAGCUCCGAAACUUGAAGUAAGAGGGAGCGAUGCCGAAGUCACUACGGGAAACGUUGACAUUGAAACAGGCAAAGGCGAUGGAAAACUGCGAAUGCCAAAGUUGAAAUUUCCCAAAAUGAGACUCUCACGUCAUUCGGAUGAGAUCGAUGAUGACAAAAUGAAGGUCAAAGCAGAAGGAGACAUCGGCUUUCCAACUGUGGAAAUGAAAGGAGGAAGUGGUAUUGUUCUCCCUGAAGCACAUGUCACCAAAGGAAGCAUCUCAGGAAAUGUUCCAUCCAUUCAAAUGCCUUCUGUUGACAUCUCUUUACCCAAAGUCAAAGGAACAUCAGGCAUGGAGGUAAAGACACCAACGAAGAAGCCUGGAAUAGAGUGUCCUGUGCCGGACGUGGAGCUGCAUGUUGGCAGAAUUCCUGAUGAGGUGGAGGGCACAUUUAAAGGACCAGAAAUGUCCAUGCCUGCACUUGAUAUCUCUUUACCAAAGAUAAAAUCCUCUGAUCUGGAUGCUGAAGGUAGAGGAAGUGGAGAGAAAUUCCGUCUUCCUUCCGUUGAGGUUGGAAUAGACAUGAGCCAUUACAUGGGUGGAGAUGGGAAGUUCACCUUACCGAAUUUGAAUGUAUCCCAAUUACAAAAAGUUGAUCUGAAACGACCAGAUGUUGAAGGAGGAUUAAAGUUACCCAGUGUGGACCUGAUGCUUCUCAAAGGCAAAGACGUGGACCUGGAUCUGCCGGAACUCAUGGGAGGGAAGUUGGAAAGGCCAGAUAUUGAUGUUUCAAUUCACAAAGGAAAACUUGAAGGUGGUGUUGAGCUUGACGGCCCCGACAUCAAAGGAGGAAAGUUGAAAAUGCCAACGUUUGAUGUUUCUUUACCAAAGAUCAAUCUUCCAGAGGGUGGUGUCAAACUAAAAGGCCCAGAAUUCAAGGGAGGGAAGAUGGAAAUUGCAGACAGUGGUGUCUCACUUUCCAAGGCUGAGUCAGAUUUUGACAUUGAAGGCCCUGAGAUAAAAGGAGGAAAGUUCAAAAUGCCAACAUUUGAUGUUUCUUUACCGAAGGUUAAUCUUCCAGAGGGGGGUGUCAAACUAAAAGAUCCAAAACUCAGGGGUGGGAAGAUGGAACUGCCAGACCUUGAUGUCUCACUUUCCAAAGGAAGAUUUGAAGGUGGCGUUGAGGUUGAAGGCCCCGACGUCAAAGGACGAAAGUUCAAAAUGCCAACGUUUGAUGUUUCUUUACCAAAAGGCAGUCUUCCAGAGGGUGGUGUCAAACUAAAAGGUCCAGAACGCAAAGGAAAGGUAGAAAUUCCAGACGUUGAUGUCUCAAUUCCAAACGUUGAGGGACAUUUUGACAUUGAAGGUGCUGAUCUAAAAGGAGGAAAGUUAAAAAUACCAACAUUUGAUGUUUCUUUGCCAAAAGUCAAUCUUCCAGAGGGUGGUGUCAAACUAAAAGGCCCAGAAUUCAAAGGAGGGAAGAUGGAAAUUGUAGACAUCGGUGUCUCACCUUCCAAGGCCGAGGCAGAUUUUGACAUUGAAGGCCCUGACAUAAAAGGAGGAAAGUUCAAAAUGCCAACAUUUGAUGUUUCUUUACCCAAAGUACAUUUUCCAGAGGGUGGUGUUAAAGUAACAGGUCCAGAACUCAAGGGAGGAAAGAUGGAAAUGCCAGACAUCGAUGUCUCACUUCCCAAAGGACAAUUUGAAGGUGGCAUUGAGCUUGAAGGCCCUAAUGUCAAAGGAGGAAAGUUCAAAAUACCUACAUUAGCUGUUUCCUUACCAAAAGUCAAUCUUACAGAGGGUGGUAUCAAACUAAAAGGUCCACAACUCAAUAGAGGGAAGAUGAAAUUUCCAGACGUUGAUCUCUCACUUCCGGGAGGAAAAUCUGAAGGUGGUGUUGAGCUUGAAGGCCCUGACGUCAAAGGAGGAAACUUCAAAAUGCCAACGUUGGAUGUUUCCUUACCAAAAGUAAACAUCCAAAAGUUUGAUCUCAAUGUGGAAACACCAGAUAUAAAAGGAAAAACUGAAAUGCCAUGUGUGGAUAUUUCGGUUCCAAAAGGAAAAGUUGAAGGUGACCUGAAUCUUGAAGGCCCUGAUGUCAAGGGAGGAAAGUUCAAAGUGCCAACAUUUGAUGUUUCUUUACCAAAAGUCAAUCUUCCAGAGGGUGGUGUCAAAUUAAAAGGCACAGACCUGAAGGGAGGAAAAAUUGAAAUUCCAGACGUCAAUGUCUCACUUCCAAAGGUUGAGGGAGAUUUCAACAUUGAAGGCCAUGAUGUCAAAGGAGGAAAAUAUAAAGUACCAAAAUUUGAUGUUUCUUUACCAAAAGUAAAUAUUCCAGAGGGCAAUGUCAAACUAAAAGGUCCAGAACUUGAGGGACGGAAGAUUGAGAUGCCAGACUUAGAUAUUUCAUUCCCUAAAGGAAAAACAGAAGGAAAACUAGGACUUGAAGGGCAUGUUGGGAAAGGAGGAAAGUUCCAUAUGCCCUCUGUUGAUCUUUCUCUUCCUAAAAUGAAAACAAAAGGUCCAGAGAUCAAUAUUGAAGGUCCUGAAUUUAAAGGUGGAAGAUUUACCGCCCCAACUGUGGAUGUUUCCCCUCCCAAAAUUGAAGGUCACCAGGAUCUUGAAGGCCCUGAUAUUAAAGGAGGAAAGUUUAAAAUGCCAACAAUAGAUGUUUCGCUACCAAAAGUCAAUCUUCCAGAGGGUGGUGGUAAAAUAAAAGGUCCAGAACUCAAAGGUGGAAAGAUUGAAAUACCAGACAUUGAUGUCUCACUUCCCAAAGGAAAAGUUAAGGGUGGUGUUGAUCUUGAGGGCCCUGAGAUCAAAGGAGGAAAAUUCAAAAUGCCAACAUUUGAUGUUUCUUUACCCAAAGUAAAUCUUCCAGAGGGUGGUGUCAAACUAAAAGGUCCAGAACUUGAGGGACAGGGGAUUGAGAUGCCAGAUGUAGAUAUUUCAUUCCCUAAAGGAAAAGUAGAAGGAAAAAUGGGAAUUGAAGGGAAUGUUGGCAAGGGAGGAAAGUUUCAAAUGCCCUCUGUUGAUCUUUCUCUUCCUAAAAUGAAAACAAAAGGUCCAGAGAUCAAUAUUGAACGUCCUGAUGUUAAAGGUGGGAAAGUCACCAUCCCAAGAGUUGAUGUUUCUCUCCCCAAAGUUGAAGGAGACUUGGAUCUUGAAGGCUCUGAUGUCAAAGGAAGAACGUUCAAAAUCCCAACAUUUGAUGUUUCUUUACCAAAUGUCAGUCUUCCAGAGUGUGGUGUUAAACUAAAAGGUCCAGAACAAAAGGGAGGAAAGAUGGAAAUUCCAGACAUUGACGUCUCACUUCCCAAAGGAAACACUGAAGGGGGUUUUGAUGUUGAAGGCCCUCAUGUCAAAGUUCAAAAUGUUAAAGGAGGAAAGUUUAAAAUGCCAAAAUUUGAUGUUUCUUUACCAAAGGUAAACCUUCCAGAAGGCGAUGUCAAACUAAAAGGUCCAGAACUUGAGGGACGGAAGAUUGAGAUGCCAGACUUAGAUAUUUCACUCCCUAAAGGAAAAGCGGGAGGAGAAAUGACCAAAGGAGGAAAGUUUCAUAUGCCCUCUGUUGAUAUUUUGCUUCCUAAAAUGAAAACAAAAGGUCCAGAGAUAAAUAUUGAAACGCCUGACAUUAAAGGUGGAAAAGUCACCAUCCCAACUGUGGAUGUUUCUCUUCCCAAAGUUGAAGGAGACCUGGAUCUUGGAGGCCCUGAUGUCAAAGGAGCAAAGUUCAAAAUGCCAACAUUUAAUGUUUCUUUACCAAAGGUUAGUCUUCCAGAGGGUGGUGUCAAAGUAAAAGGCCCAGGGCUCAAGGGAAGAAACAUGGGAAUUCCAGACAUCAGUAUCUCACUUCCCAAAGGAAAAGUUGAGGAUGGUGUUGAUCUUCAGGGCCCUGAUGUCAAAGGAGGAAAGUUAAAAAUUCCAUCAUUGGAUGUUUCCUUACCAAAAGUCAACCUUCCAAAGGGUGAUCCCAUUUUGGAAGCACCAAAAUUCAAAGGAAAAAUUGAAAUGCCAAGUGUGGAUAUUUCACUUCCAAAAGGAAAAGUUGAGGGAGAUAUAGACAUUGCAGGCCCUGACGUAAAAGGAGGAAAGUUCAAAUUGCCAACAUUUGAUGUUUCUUUACCAAAAGUCAGUCUUCCAGAGGGUGGUGUCAAAGUAAAAGGCCCAGAGCUCAAGGGAGGAAAGAUAGAAAUUCCAGACGUCGAUGUCUUGCUUCCCAAAGUUGAGGGAGACCUGGAUAUUGAAGUCCCUGAUGUCAAAGGAGGAAAGUUCAAAAUGCCAACGUUAGAUAUUUCUUUACCAAAAGUCAAUCUUCCAGAGGGUGGGGCUAAAAUAAGAGACCCAGAAUUCAGUGGAGGGAAGAUUAACAUGCCAGACUUUGAUAUGUCGCUUCCUCAAGGAAAAGCAGAAGGAGAAAUAGGAAUUGAAGGGCAUAGUGCUAAAGGAGGAAAGUUUCACAUGCCCUUUGUUGAUAUUUCUCUUCCUAAAUCAAAAAUAAAAGGUCCAGGGAUAACUAUUGAAAGUCCUGACGUUAAAGGUACAAAAGUCACCAUGCCAACAGUUGACGUUUCUACUCCCAAAAUUGAGGGGGACCUGGAUAUUGAAGGCCUUGAUGUUAAAGGAGGAAACAUCAAAAUGCCAACAUUAGAUGUUUCUUUACCAAAGCUCAAUCUUCCAGAAGGUGGUGUCAAACUAAAAGGUGCAGAACUCAAAGGAAAGAUGGAAAUUCUAGACGUUGACGUCUCACUUCCAAAAGUUGAGGGAGGUGAAGGCCCUGAUGUCAAAGGAGGCAGGUUUAAAAUGCCCAAACUUGAUGUUUCUUUCCCAAAAGUCAGUCUUCCAGAGGGUGGUGUCAAAUUUAAAGGUCCAACACUCAAGGGAGGAAAGAUGCAAGUUACAGACAUCGAUGUCUCUCGUCCCAAGGGAAACGUUGAGGGUGGUGUUGAACUUGAAGGCCCAGACUUCAAAGGAGGAAAGUUCAAAAUGCCAUCGUUGGAUGUUUCUUUACCAAACGUCAGACUUCCAGAGGGUGGUAUUAAAAUAAAAGCUCAAGAUCUUGGGGGAAGGAAGACUGAUUUGACAGACGUUGAUGUCGCACUUCCCAAAGGAAAAGUAGAAGGAGAAAUGGGAAUUGAAGGACAUUUAAGUAAAGGAGGAAAGUUCCAUAUGCCCUCUGUUGAUAUUUAUAUUCCUAAAAUAAAAACAAAAGGUCCAGAGAUAAAUAUUGAAGGCCCUGAUGGUAAAGGCGGAAAAGUCACAGAACCAACGGUUGAUGUUUCCAUACUAAAAGUCAGUCUUCCGGGGGGGGGUCUUAAACUAAAAGGUCAAGAACUCAAGGGAGGAAAGAUGGAAAUACCAGACAUUGAUGUCUCACUUCCCAAAGCUGAGGGAGAUUUUGAUGUUGUCGGCCCUCGAGUCAAAGGAGGAAAGUUCAAAAUACCAACAUUUGAUGUGUCUUUACCAAAAGUCAAUCUUCCAGAGGGGGGAAUCAAACUAAAAGGUCCAGAACUCAAAGCAGGGAAGAUGGAAAUUCAAGACAUUGAUGUCUCACUUCCCAAAAGAAAAGCUGAGGGUGGUGUUGAACUUAAAGGCGCUGAUGUAAAGGGAGGAAGGUUCAAAAUAUCAACAUUUGAUGUUUCUUUACCAAAAGUCAAUCUUCCAGAAGGGGGAAUCAAACUAAAAGGUCCAGAAUUUGAGGGAGGGAAGAUGGAAAUUCCAGACAUUGAUGUAUCACUUCCCAAAGGAAAAGCUGAGGGUGGUGUUGAACUUAUAGGCCUUGAUGUCAAGGGAGGAAAGUUCAAAAUACCAACAUUUGAUGUUUCUUUACCAAAGGUCAAUCUUCCAGAAGGGGGAAUCAAACUAAAAGGUCCAGAACUCAAGGGAGGGAAGAUGGAAAUUCCAGACAUUGAUGUCUCACUUACAAAAGUUGAGGGAGAUCUUGACAUUGAAGGCUCUGACGUCAAAGGACGAAAGUUCAAAAUGCCAAAGUUGGAUGUUUCUUUACCAAAAGUCAAUCUUCCAGAGGGUGGUGUCAAAUUAAAGUGCCCAGAUUUCGGUGGAGGGAAGAUCGACAUGCCAGACAUUGAUAUGUCACUCCCUAAAGGAAAAUUUGAAGGACAAACGGGGAUUGAAGGGCAUCUUGAUAGAGGAGGAAAGUUUCAUAUGCCCUCUGUUGAUAUUUCUCUUGCUAAAAUGAAAACAACAGGCCCAGAAAUAAAUAUUGAAGGCCCUGACGUCAAAGGUGUAAAACUUACCAUGCCAACAGUUGAUGUUUCUAUUCCCAAAGCUGAGGGAGACCUGGAUAUUGAAGUCCCUGAUGUCAAAGGAGGAAAGUUCAAAAUGCCAACAUUUGAUGUUUCUUUACCAAAAGUCAAUCUUCCAGAAGGUGGCCUCAAACUAAAAGGUCCAGAACUCAAAGGAAAGAUGGAAAUUCCAGACGUUGACGUCUUGCUUCCAAAGGUUGAGGGAGACAUUAACAUUGAAGGCUCUUAUGUCAAAGGAGGUAGGUUUAAAAUGCCCAAACUUGAUGUUUCUUUACCAAAAGUCAGUCUUCCAGAGGGUGGUGUCAAACUAAAGGGUCCAACACUCAAGGGAGGAAAAAUGCAAGUUCCAGACAUCGAUGUCUCUCUUCCCAAAGGAAAAGUUGAGGGUGGUGUUGAACUCGAAGUCUCCGACAUGAAGGGAGGGAAGUUCAAAAUGCCAUCGUUGGAUGUUUCUUUACCAAACAUAAAUCUUCCAGAGGGUGGUAUUACAAUAAAAGGUCCAGACCUUGAGGGAAAGAAGAUUGACAUGCCAGACAUCGAUGUGUCAUUCCCCAAAGACAAAGCAGGAGCAGAAAUAGGAAUUGAAGGAGGAGGGAAGUUUCAUAUGCCCUCUGUUGAUAUUUGUCUUCCCAAAAUGAAAACAAAAGGUCCAGAGAUAGAUAUUGAAUCUCCUGACAUUAAAGGUAGAAAAGUCACCAUGCCAACGGUUGAUGUUUCGCUUCCUAAAAUUAAAUCUCCAGAAGUAGAUGUCAGUUUGGAGGGUCCUGAUGUAAAAGGUGGAAAAGUCACCAUCCCAGCAAUGGCUAGAAUGACAGGAGAAAGUGCAGGUUCAGGUUCUCUCAAACGGGGCACAGUCAAACUUCCAACUGUUGACAUCUCUGCUCCGAAGGUGGAUCUUGACUUUGGCCUCACCAAACCAAAAGGUGACGAUGUGGAAGUGGCGCUUCUAAAAGCAGAGGGAAGCAGGCCUUCUUCUGGGGGAAGUUUUGAUUUGCCUAAUGUCUCUCUCAAAGUCCCCAGUUUUACUCUUCCCAGGUUUAGUGGAAAGUCCAAGGCUGGUCAUUUGGAGGCAUCGGGACAAAGCUGUGAGGGUAACAUUUCUCUCAGAGCGCCAUCCAUGGAGUUGGGUUUGGACAGCAAAGACCAGGGGAAAAAAGCUAAACUCAAAAAGCCCUCCUUUGGAAUAUCUAAAACAGACGCAGAUGUGUCUGUGUCUUGUCCUGAAUUAGAUGUCAAUUUAAAAAAGGGGGGCAUUGACAUUCCGAAACCAGAUACCAAUGUUGACGUGGAAGGGAAAGGUCGUUUCCAUGCACCUGAUAUCACGAUCAAACUCCCAAAGUUCUCCAUGCCAGGAUUUGUUUCAAAAGAUGGAACUUUGGGAAAGCCAAGUAGUGACCGUGAAGCUCAGGCCAAGGCCAAGAUGCCCUCAAUUGAGCUAUCACUUCCUGCCACUAAAACACCAGAAAUGGAGGUUCUUCUCCCCAAAGCAGAGGUGGACGUAUCAGAGGGUGACAUCCGAACCUAUGAGGGAGACCUGAAAAUUCCCAAAAGGCCUGUGAUUGAUGUGUCUGCGCCCAAAGUAGACCUGGCUGUGCCACUUGAGUCCAGUUAUGAGAGAGAAGGAACGAAAUUCAAGGUGCCUGAUUUGGACUUAUCCCGACUGAAAGGAAAAGUCAGCAGAAUGCCGAAAAGCAAAUCUUCAAAGAUUGAAGCAUCAGAAGUUAAACUCAAAAUGCAGUCAAUAGACAUUUCAAUUCCCAAGGCACCAGAUGUUGACCUUCAUGGAGAUGGACGAGUUGACUUUAACACACCACAUGCCAACAUUGACCUACCGGAAGCGACAACAUCAAAGACAGACAUAUCCAUCCCCAAAGACAAAGUUGGUUUGCAUGUGAAGGGAGAGCAUUCAGGUGUGAAACUGAAGAUGCCAAGACUGGACAUCCAGGGUCCAAAAGGAGACCUGGAGCUGGACUUGCGAUUUCGGAGAGGAGAGGCCAAGAUGGAAGUAUCUGAUUUAGAAACCAACAGCAAAGUCAAAGGGCCCAAAGUCAAGGGAACAAAGUUCAAUAUUGGAAUGCCAAAAAAGAAAAAUGGUGGAGGUGUAAAGGUUGAGCAGGACAUUGAGAUUAUUAAGCCUGGAAUCUACGGUCCGACAUCCUCGAGUCACAACGGACACAAAGAGGUAAAUAUUCAUGUCCAAAUGCCAAGUGUUACGUUACCAAGUGUAAGUGUGACCAGCAAACAAGGCUCAGCAGAAUGUGGCCUCCCGUCAUCAUCAAGUACAGUCCCCAGGAUUCCAGACAUAGACUUUGAUAUUGGCACAGCACAGGAUGAAGACGAGGACAAAUUUGGCAAGAAGAUAAAAAUCCCCAAGUUUGGUGUCCCUCUACCUUCUCUGUCCUCCCCAGAAGGGAGGAUGGAGAUAUGUGGCCCGCAGCUCAAAUACGAGGGUCCCAAAGUCCCCAAAGUAAAGAAAGCAGUUUUUGUUUUAGUAAAUCCACCUCAAACCAACGAUGUGACUCUAAAUACAGGUGAUGCCAAGGUAAAGAUUCCAACACUCCAAACAAAGUCCAUAGAAACAUCUGUUGACACACCUGGAAUGUCAGCGUGUGCGAGUUCAUUAAGGUCAGCUGACCUCACGGUCAAGCCGGAAGGUCCAAGUUCAAGGUUCCACUUUGAAAAAGAUUCAAGUCCUCACAAGGGAGCAGCAGCGAGUCCAAAAGUCAAACUUCCAAAGGUGGAAUUCACUUCUCCUUAUGGCAAGAAACCUGCAGGUCACGCCAACUUGGAAAUGACAACCAGACUAGACACACCUUCAUUUUCAGGAGAAGACCCUAAAGGGCUCCAAAUAAAACCUGGCAAGGUUUCAUUUGAAGGUUUCGUUGAGUCGUCCUCAAACAAAGUUGUCUCACAGCACUCCAGAACGGAAAGGUUGGACGGGGACAGCUCAGGAUCGCCAGCUGGUUUUACCAUGGAGUUCAGCUCGACAAAGGUCCGAACCUGGAGUGAGGGAGAUACCAAAGGAGAACCCCAAGGGAGAGAGUCUCCCCCCUGGUUCAAGGUCCCCAAAUUCACCCUGAAACCACACUCUACAGGCUUCCUCCAGAUCACGCCGGAGGGAUCUCCUCGGGCACAGCGGCGAGGGGAGCUGGGAGGCGAGGCCGACGUCUCGGGCUCCUUCUGCCCGCACGCUUCCGACGUCACCGCAAGCGACGUGUCCUCACCGGUGGGAGGAGGCUCGGUUACCAUGGUGACCAAGACCACCAGGACGACACGGCGCGCCACGUCGGCCGUGACGCCAGCGAACGACUCGGCGGUGACCGCUCACCCGCCGUCAGAUCUCUGAGGAGCCGGACAGGGCUGCAAAAUCAAAGUCUUUGUUUUGGGAGAUGCAGACACUCCCCAAAUUACAAACGAGUUACGUUCCACAACACCGUUUGUAACUUUGAGCCUUCGUAAGUCGAUAUUUUGCAAUUUUUCUAUUGUCACUAUGUAUUACUUAGUGCCAGUGCUCUCUCUCUCUCUCGCAUCGUUCGUUUGUUAAAAACUUAAAACUUAAACUCAAGUUUAAUAAUACAUACUGUAAUACAGUACAGUGCUUCGAGAUCUGCUCCAUAUGUAAAAUGCCUUGUAAAGUGAUUUGGCGCUAAAUAAAUCAAAUUAAAUUGCACUGAAUUAAAUUUGAACUUGCCUGUAUACUGUGAAAAACCAUCAAAACGAUUGCGCGAAAAAUGCACCGCAACGUAGCGGAGGUUCACUGCACAAAGAAGGCGUGCUACACAAAAUUCAAACUUCAUUUCUGGGAAGUAACACUCAAGUGUUCCUAUAUCCGAAUGUCAGUCAAUUGAAUGUUCAGAAGUAGAAGAGUGUCUGUAUUCAUGUGAUGAAAAUUCAGCAUUAUUAACAGAGUAAUAUAUAUUUACUUUUUCAUUUUUAAUUGUGCCAUUUCUUUUUUUGUAACUGCGUCUCCAAGUGUUUUAGUGCCGUUUGAGUUAUUUUCAAAACUUAUUGUGAAGCAAUUUAAUUGUCGUUGUAGUUACAUUUGACAGUACUGCCAGAGGAUUAUGUAAAUACAAGUAUGUCCCUUGUGGAGGUAAUUCAUUCAUUAGUAUUAUUAUCAUAUUUUCCGAGAGUAGCAGCGGGAAUGUGUAUGUCACUUUGGUUUGUGUGUCUUUGAGGUUUCUUUGAGAUUGUGACAAAUUUUGUAUUUUUAGCUCGUCAGUCAGGCCGGAAAAAAAUGUUUUUUUCUUCUGCCGUUUGUGUGGAUACUGUAACCGUGCUGCUGUUCUAAUUCAUAUUUCUAUUUUUCAUGCAUCUCAAGCAAGCAAUAUCUUGCAAAUUUGAAAUCUUCACAUAGAUACUAUAUGAACAGAAUUAUCAACUCAACAAACUUUGCGUGAGAUCAGCAGUACAAAAUACAAAUGGCAUAGCUUAUGCGUCAAUAUAGUGUAUAUACACCUCACUCUCAUUUUUACAACAAAAUAGUUUGUCAUAAAGAGUACAAAUAAGAGGUUAGAUUCUGUAAAAUAGAAAACAUCUGACAGCACUACAGCACGUCAGUAAAAUCACAUUUCUUAUGCGAGACAUUUGAGAAUGUAUAUGCAUGUACAUUUCUACUUUGGUUGCUGUGCCUGUUUUGCAGGUGAAAUUAAUUUUAUUUUACAAUUUUUCAAAUGCUGGAUAGAGUAUACGUAAGUACACACCGAGCUGUUUGACUUUUGUGGUUUGAACGUGUUUGUGUAAGUGCUAAAUGUUGUGUUGUCACAACUGCAUUGGAAAGAUUGUUGGUGAAGAUAUUGCAUAAAUAAAAUAAAAUAUUUACACAUCA